This is a messenger RNA of Propithecus coquereli (Coquerel's sifaka), 2250 nucleotides long. RefSeq names its product lysophosphatidylcholine acyltransferase 1 (gene LPCAT1). The coding region runs from base 1 to 2250 and encodes 749 amino acids. The record is from RefSeq and is a predicted model, not a curated record. Gene Ontology annotation, molecular function: calcium ion binding. Lineage: Eukaryota; Metazoa; Chordata; Mammalia; Primates; Indriidae. The transcript has 17 exons.
AUGAGGCUGCGGGGUUGCGGUCCCCGGGCCGCCCCCGCCUCCAGCGCAGGGGCCGGCGACGCUCGGCGGCUGGCGCCCCCGGGGCGGAACCCCUUCGUGCACGAGCUGCGCCUCAGCGCCCUGCGCAAGGCCCAGGUGGCCGUGAUGACACUGACGCUCUUCCCCGUGCGGCUGCUCCUGGCGGUCCUCAUGAUGCUGCUGGCCUGGCCCUUGGCGCUCGCCGCGUCACUGGGAUCUGCCGAGAAGGAGCCCGAGCAGCCCCUGGCCUCGUGGCGAAGGGUCGUGGACUUCCUGCUCAAGGCCAUCAUGCGCACCAUGUGGUUCGCCGGCGGCUUCCACCGCGUGACCGUGAAGGGGCGGCAGGCACUGCCCACCGAGGCGGCCAUCCUCACGCUGGCACCACACUCCUCCUACUUCGAUGCCAUCCCCGUCACCAUGACGAUGUCCUCCAUCGUGAUGAAGGCCGAGAGCAGAGACAUCCCGAUCUGGGGAACUCUGAUAAGGUACAUUCGGCCGGUGUUCGUGUCCCGCUCGGACCCGGAUUCUCGCAGGAAAACAGUGGAAGAAAUCAAGCGACGCGCACAGUCCAGCGGAAAGUGGCCGCAGAUAAUGAUUUUCCCAGAAGGGACCUGCACUAACCGGACCUGCCUCAUCACCUUCAAGCCUGGUGCGUUCAUCCCCGGAGUCCCCGUCCAGCCUGUGGUCUUACGAUACCCAAAUAAACUGGACACCAUCACGUGGACGUGGCAGGGGCCUGGAGCGUUGGAAAUCCUGUGGCUCACGCUGUGUCAGUUUCACAAUCAAGUGGAGAUUGAGUUCCUCCCCGUCUACAGCCCUUCUGAGGAGGAGAAGAGGAACCCCGCGCUGUACGCUGGGAACGUGCGGCGCGUCAUGGCAGAGGCCUUGGGCGUCUCCGUGACGGACUACACGUUUGAGGACUGCCAGCUGGCCCUGGCAGAAGGACAGCUCCGUCUCCCCGCCGACACUUGCCUCUUAGAGUUUGCCAGGCUCGUGCGGGCCCUGGGGCUAAAACCAGAAAAACUUGAAAAAGAGCUGGACAAGUAUUCAGAAAGUGCGAAGAUGAGGAGAGGAGAGGAGAUCGGGGUUCCCGAGUUCGCGGCGUACCUGGGGGUCCCCGUGUCCGGCGUGCUGGAAGACAUGUUCUCGCUGUUUGACGAGAGCGGCGGUGGCAAGAUGGACCUGCGGGAGUACGUGGUGGCCCUGUCUGUCGUCUGCCGGCCCGCCCAGACCCUGGACACCGUCCGGCUGGCAUUCAAGAUGUACGGGUCCCCAGAGGACGGCAGCAUAGACGAGGAUGCCUUGUCCUGCAUCCUCAAGACUGCCCUGGGGGUGGCGGAGCUUUCUGUGACCGACCUCUUUCGAGCCAUCGAUGAGGAGGAGAAGGGGACGAUCACAUUCGGUGAGCGGCGGGAGUGGGGUCACGCCGUGGGUGGCCUGCGUGUGCCGAGCGGCGGCGGCAAGAUGGACCUGCGGGAGUACGUGGUGGCCCUGUCUGUCGUCUGCCGGCCCGCCCAGACCCUGGACACCGUCCGGCUGGCAUUCAAGGUCAGCAGGGUCCGAGUCCUCCGGCUGCCUGGCUUGCGGGUGCCUGGCAACUCUGAGAAGGGGGACAGCCCGGACGCAUGCGGGGCCAGAGCCGCCCUGGCAGGCAGAGGCGGCAGCCUCGAGGUGACACCCCGCUUCGCCUUGCAGAUGUACGGGUCCCCAGAGGACGGCAGCAUAGACGAGGAUGCCUUGUCCUGCAUCCUCAAGACUGCCCUGGGGGUGGCGGAGCUUUCUGUGACCGACCUCUUUCGAGCCAUCGAUGAGGAGGAGAAGGGGACGAUCACAUUCGGUGAGCAGCGGGAGUGGGGUCACGCCGUGGGUGGCCUGCGUGUGCCGUAUAACGCGGCCCACUUCACGGUAGCUCAAGCUGCAGUCAGCGCACGGAAUGUUGGUAACACGCCGGGGCAGGGGGGCAGCGGGAAGUCAGCAGCCGGCGUGUCGGGGCGCAUGGGCGCCUGUGCCUCGGGGGGACGCUGGUGGCGGCCUGAGGUCGCGGUGCAGUGGACGGCCGCGUGGUCCCGGGAGGACUGUCCCCACUUGGGAACUAAGACCUUCGGAGCGGAAGAGCCGAGUGCGCGGAGAACAGGGAAAACACGGGCGGGAGCGACAGUCCGCGUGGGCCGGCUGCGCUGCAGCGACGACGUCCCCCCCGCACCGGGGGCCGGCCAAAGAGAGCGGCUCUGA